AUGAGCAAUGAACAAGAAACGGAGAAUGACAAGACCUUGGACGAGCCAGAGCCGGGUUGUAGUAGACAAGAUGGGAAUCCAGAUACGCACGAAGACCAAAGGCCCAAGGUCUCAGUCAAUGACCUGUCGUCCAUCCCAAAUGGCGGUUUGAGAGCCUGGUUCCAGGUGGUUGGUACAUUCUUCAUCUUCUUCAAUACGUGGGGAAUUCUUAACACGUUCGGGGCUUACCAGACAUAUUAUGAAACGGGAGAGCUCUUCGUCUCGUCAUCGUCCAACAUUUCAUGGAUUGGUUCUGUGCAGUCCUCUUUACUUUUGAUCCUGGGACUCGCGACUGGCCCUCUCUACGAUGCUGGCUAUUUCCACGUGUUGCUAUACAGUGGUUCCUUGUUUAUACUGUUGGGACAAAUGAUGACCAGCAUAUGUCAUGAAUAUUACCAAACGCUUCUCGCGCAAGGCUUCUGCAUCGGCAUUGGAGUCGGUCUCAUUUUCAUUCCUGGGGUCGCUCUGCUGUCGACAUAUUUUGAGUCUAAACUCGCCCUCGCAAAUGGCGUCGCAGCCGCAGGUAGCGGCCUAGGGGGGAUCUUGUAUCCAAUUAUUUUCCAUCGACUUUCUCGCCAGAUUGGGUUUGGCUGGACGGUUCGUGCAAUUGGCCUUGUCAUCCUCGUCACGCUGCUCAUUCCGCUGUUGGUCUUCAGAGUUCGAGUUCUUCCUCCCAACAAGAGAAAAGUGCUGGAUCUGCCGGCCUUCAAAGAACCCGCCUAUGUCUCCUUUGUCCUGGGAGGACUCCUCACCUUCAUCUCCCUCAACAUUCCGUUUUUCUACAUCCAAUACUUUGCCAUUACCAAAAAGAUCGCCGCCGAUGAAAUGGGAUUCUAUCUUCUUUCCAUAAUCACAACUGGAUCCGUCUUUGGACGGGUGUUCCCCAAUAUCUUCGCCACACGUAUUGGCCCAUUUAAUAUUGUCUUCUCGUGCACUAUCAUCUGUGGCGCGUUGAUGUUUGCACUUGUCAAUCUAUCCAGUCUAGCUGGGAUUGUGGUGAUUUCUCUGCUCUAUGGGUUUUUCUCUGGGGCAUUUGUCUCACUGCCACCCACGUGCUUUGUGCGACUGUCGCCUGAUAGAAGCCAUGUCGGGACUCGAAUGGGUAUGGGCUAUGCGGUCAUGACUGUGGGAAACCUGAUCGGCACUCCAGUAGCAGGCACAAUUCUGCAGAAUCAAGGAUUCAAUACAAUGUGGAUAUUUGGCGGCAUCAUGUCCAUUGCAGGAGGUUUGACUAUGAUGAUUAGCCGAAAUAUUCAAGUCGGGUGGAAGCUGUGGGUAAGUCAGUAA
Xylona heveae TC161 is the source of this 1326-nucleotide messenger RNA. Its product is annotated as MFS general substrate transporter. Gene Ontology annotation, biological process: transmembrane transport. The transcript has 3 exons. Gene Ontology annotation, molecular function: transmembrane transporter activity. The record is from RefSeq and is a predicted model, not a curated record. Lineage: Eukaryota; Fungi; Ascomycota; Xylonomycetes; Xylonales; Xylonaceae. Gene Ontology annotation, cellular component: fungal-type vacuole membrane. Bases 1 to 1326 code for a protein of 441 amino acids.